Messenger RNA from Lachnellula hyalina, 417 nucleotides. RefSeq names its product Anion exchange protein (gene SLC4A2). Gene Ontology annotation, biological process: borate transport; monoatomic ion homeostasis; monoatomic anion transport. Gene Ontology annotation, cellular component: plasma membrane; fungal-type vacuole. The record is from RefSeq and is a predicted model, not a curated record. Lineage: Eukaryota; Fungi; Ascomycota; Leotiomycetes; Helotiales; Lachnaceae. Bases 1 to 417 code for a protein of 138 amino acids. The transcript is spliced from 2 exons. Gene Ontology annotation, molecular function: borate efflux transmembrane transporter activity; solute:inorganic anion antiporter activity.
AUGGCUACCCAGGCCAGCACAGCGCAUACCUACACCUUGCCCACCUCCUCUCUCCCCCACUCCCAUUCCCAAUCUCAAUCACAGGCAACAAACACGCAACAUCAUGCGCGUAAGACCUGGCGUUCGAGAUUUAACCUCCUCUCCCCCUCCCCGUCCCCAUUCCCAUCAUCGUCGUCCGACCCAAAUGAUCUCCAGCAGGAAGCCACAAGGGAAAGCGCUGCACGGAGCUCCAGUAGACAUGUAGCGAAAUGGUGGAAGAUACGUUUUUUUCGCGGCAUGGUCCAUGAUGUGAGGAGAAGAGCGCCGUACUAUGGGAGUGAUUGGUUAGAUGCGUGGGAUUAUCGGGUGGUGCCUGCUACGGUGUAUAUGUAUUUCGCCAAGAGAUGGAGUAAUUGGAAAGUGGAAGUGGAAAGUUGA